AUGCAAACUCCACAGAAAAGCCCAAGCCUCAGACCCUUCAAGCAGAGGAAGAGCUUAGCAACCAGACAAGAGGAAGUUGCUGGAAUCCGGGCAAAGUUCCCAAACAAGAUCCCGGUGGUGGUGGAACGCUACUCCAAGGAGAAGUUCCUGCCCCUGCUGGACAAGACCAAGUUCCUGGUGCCUCAGGAGCUGACCAUGACCCAGUUCCUCAGCAUCAUCCGGAGCCGCAUGGUCCUCGGGGCCACCGAGGCCUUUUACUUGCUGGUGAACAACAAGAGCGCCGUCAGCAUGAGCGUGACCAUGGCGGAGAUCUACCGGGACUACAGGGACGAGGACGGCUUCCUGUACAUGACCUACACCUCCCAGGAGAUGUUCGGAGGCGCGCGGCCCGUGGUCCCAGGGGUGGAGCGGCCCGGGGGGCAGGCCCCCCUUGGGACUAGCCCUCCCACCCAGGGGCCGAUGCCAGCAGGGCCAACCAGGUCCCUCAUUGACACGAUGGACAGACAGACAGCUGGGCCUCCCCGCAGGAACAGCGCCAACCUGACCCGAGGUGCCGGCAGCCCUGCUCCCUCCGGUGCGCACGCGCUGUUCCCCGCAGAAAACCGCGGCGGCUCCUGCGAGUUCUGCAGCUAAUGGGUCUGUUCUGGGGCGCAGGCGCUUACGGGGCGUGGCUUUGUGCCACCGCGGAGUCUGCGGUGCCGGAGGCCGCAGGCCCUGGCGUGGGGUGUGUCCUGUGUGGCCGGAGUCCCGUGA
Molecule: messenger RNA, 753 nt
Organism: Phyllostomus hastatus (greater spear-nosed bat)
Lineage: Eukaryota; Metazoa; Chordata; Mammalia; Chiroptera; Phyllostomidae
Gene: MAP1LC3C
Product: microtubule associated protein 1 light chain 3 gamma
Exons: 4
Coding region: 1-633 (210 amino acids)
Biological process (GO): autophagy of mitochondrion; autophagosome assembly; macroautophagy
Cellular component (GO): autophagosome; autophagosome membrane; cytosol
Molecular function (GO): ubiquitin protein ligase binding
Source: RefSeq, a predicted model, not a curated record